This is a messenger RNA of Naumovozyma dairenensis CBS 421, 552 nucleotides long. It is a transcript of the gene LSM1, whose product is annotated as Lsm1p. Gene Ontology annotation, molecular function: RNA cap binding. Gene Ontology annotation, biological process: deadenylation-dependent decapping of nuclear-transcribed mRNA. The transcript has a single exon. Gene Ontology annotation, cellular component: Lsm1-7-Pat1 complex; P-body. The record is from RefSeq and is a predicted model, not a curated record. Bases 1 to 552 code for a protein of 183 amino acids. NCBI's taxonomy places the organism in Eukaryota, Fungi, Ascomycota, Saccharomycetes, Saccharomycetales, Saccharomycetaceae.
AUGUCUGCAUCCGCUGUUUCUCAGGAGGUCAAAGAACCGCAACAACAGCAGCAGCAACAACAACAAUCGAAGCAACAAUCCAAACAGUCCAAGAAAGCUCAUAAGAAACUUUCAGAGGGAGAAGCAGAUUUAUAUCUAGACCAAUACAAUUUUACCACUACUGCAGCUAUAGUGAGCUCUGUUGAUCGUAAAAUCUUUGUCCUUUUACGUGAUGGUAGACUAUUAUUCGGUGUCUUAAGAACAUUUGAUCAAUAUGCAAAUUUGAUACUACAACAUUGUGUGGAAAGAAUAUAUUUAAGCGAGGAAAAUAAAUAUGCGGAACAAGAGUUGGGUAUUUUUAUGAUUCGUGGUGAAAACGUAGUUAUGUUGGGUGAAGUGGAUAUAGAUAAAGAAGAUCAACCAUUGGAAUUAAUGGAACGUAUAUCAUUUAAGGAUGCUUCUAAGAUUAAGAAGAACAAUGACGAGAAGAAAUUCAAAUCAGAAACUAAGAAGGGUAAAGAAUAUGCUCGUUUCGGUCUAAUUUAUGAUUUCCAUAAAUCGGAUCUUUAUUAA